AUGAGCGACUCCGACGAAAGUUUUCACGAGUUGUCCGAUGUGGACAGGGUAAAAGUGUGGGGGCAGAGGAAAAAACUCUCGCCCACCACUGUCACACAAAUCUUAACAUUGGGCUUCGAUUCCAUGGAAGCCCUGGCCCUUUUGACCAUUGAAGAUUUGGCAAAAUCAAAAAUGCCUGUUGGCCAAAUAAAACUUUUGCUUAAGGCAAUACAACAGACCUUCCCGACCCAGGGUAUCGAUAUGGCUGAACGACCACCAGUUGCCACACCGGCACCAGAGACCAGACCCAUGACAGAGGAGCCUGAGGACCCCUUCGUGCAGGAAGUGCUAAAUCAGCUGGGGGCAGCACAGUCGUCAGCGAGAGAGGUGGACGGGCCAAGCAGGACACCACAGAUUGCGAGUCAGGAAGGUAUUAAAAAGGGGUUCGACAUCAUUGACCCAAAUUCCAGUCCCAGACAGGCCCAGGGAAAAAACCAUAAUUCGGCAUCACAGAAAAGUCCACUGUACGAUUUGGCUACCAAACAAAUUGAGCAUGAAAUUCAACAUGGCAAUUAUGUCCAAGUCCACACUCCUCCCAUUAUAGUUAGCCCUAUGGGGGUAAUUCCCAAGUCGGAUGGGGGUGUUCGGCUCAUUCAUGACUGCAGUCGCCCUCAUGGAAAAGCUGUCAAUGAUUAUGUUGGUGACUUGGAGAAGCAACAUUUUCAGUCAGUAGAUGAUGCAGCCAAACUGGUUACCAAGGGCUGUUACAUGGCCAAGUCAACGAAAAAGACAUACAGACAUUACCUAACCUCAUAUAGGGUCUUUUGCAGACAGAUCGGCAUUCCCCUAGUUCCCCUUACACCAAUUAACUUGGGGCGAUAUAUUGCCUACCUAUCCAGUAGAUUAUCUUUUAGAUCUCUGCGGCAGUAUCUGUCUAUUAUAAGGUUACUUCAUGUGGAAGCAGGCUAUGAUGACCCAAAUCAGUCACACUAUAUACUCUCUCUUAUUAAGGGAGCUAAGAGGGUGUUGGGAGACACUUCAUCUCCCAAACUCCCCAUCACACCCAGCAUUCUAAAAAGUAUUUUUUCUCAUCUAGACCUCCGUAAUCCUCGUGAUAUAACCUUUUGGGCAGCAUGCCUAGUGGCCUUCUUUUCCUUUUUUCGGAAAUCGAAUUUAUUUGUACACUCAUUGACAGAUUUCAAACCCACACAACAUCUCACGAGGAAAUCCAUAUCCUUCCAUAAAAAAGGGGUGGUUAUGGCAGUUACUUGGACAAAGACUAUCCAGUUUCGACAACGUACUUUGCAUAUUCCCCUGCCACAUAUUCCAGGGUCCUUCCUUUGCCCAGCACAGGCUUUACUUCUGUCUAUAAAGAUGUCACCAACAAAGAAAAAGCCCUACCCGUUUGCAUACAGUACUCUCAGAGGGCUGACCCCACUUACCUACACAGGUUUCCUUUCACGCCUUAAGCAAUGUCUGCAGCUCGCAGGUAUAUCCCCAACCCAGUAUUCAGGCCAUAGUUUUCGUAGAGGGGGUGCAACAUUUGCGCUAGAGUGUGGACUGGCACCUGAUCUCAUUAAAUCCCAGGGGGACUGGCUUAGCAAUGCCUACCAAAGCUAUCUAGACCCCUCCCUAGCCAUGAGAAUACAAGUAGUCAAUACUUUAGCUUCCAAAAUAGCAAAAUUUCAUUCUUAG
Messenger RNA from Gigantopelta aegis, 1674 nucleotides. RefSeq lists its product as uncharacterized. NCBI's taxonomy places the organism in Eukaryota, Metazoa, Mollusca, Gastropoda, Neomphalida, Peltospiridae. Gene Ontology annotation, molecular function: DNA binding. Gene Ontology annotation, biological process: DNA integration; DNA recombination. The record is from RefSeq and is a predicted model, not a curated record.